Messenger RNA from Heterocephalus glaber (naked mole-rat), 4767 nucleotides. The record is from RefSeq and is a predicted model, not a curated record. Lineage: Eukaryota; Metazoa; Chordata; Mammalia; Rodentia; Bathyergidae.
CACCCUGCUGGUUGGGGAUGCGGGGCCCUGAAUCUUUCCAGCCAAUCUGAAAGCUUCUCUCCCAGGAGGGUCACUCACCUGUGUUCCUACCCGCAGCAGGCCAGCCAGAAGCAUGGGCGGGGACAGACCAGGUCUGGGCGUGCACCUGCGCCUGCAGGGCGGGAUGCUGGCGGCCGAGGCCCAGGGCCCUGAGCUCCACUCUACUGCCGGUGGCAGUCACGCGUGGCUCCCUGCCAACCGCGGGAGGCGGGAGGCCCAGGCCUGCAGCGGGCUUGGUCGGUGUGUGAGCGCUGUCCAUGCACCCCCAGCCAACCGGGGACCCAGAGACCCACUCACCUUGGCUCCGCCCUGGAGCAAUGCGGCCGCGCAGGGAGGGCGCGCUCAACUGCUGCUUCGGGCUCUGCACCUGCCCCGGAGCGGCCGCAGAUGAGAUCAUGCACCAGGACCUCGUCCCGCUGUGUGCUGCCGACAUCCAGGAGCAGCUGAGGAAGCGCUUUGCCUACCUGUCCGGUGGACGGGGGCAGGACGGAAGCCCGGUCAUCACCUUCCCCGACUACCCGGCCUUCAGUGAGAUCCCAGACAAGGAGUUCCAGAAUGUCAUGACCUAUCUCACCAGCAUCCCCAGUCUGCAGGAUGCUGGCAUCGGAUUCAUCCUGGUCAUCGACCGGAGGCAGGACAAAUGGACCUCUGUGAAGGCAUCGGUCCUGCGAAUAGCCGCUUCUUUCCCGGCCAACCUGCAGCUGGUCCUCGUCCUUCGCCCGACAGGCUUCUUCCAGAGGACCCUGUCAGACAUCGCCUUCAGGUUCAACAAGGAUGACUUUAAGAUGAAGGUGCCGGUCAUAAUGCUGAGCUCAGUGCCAGAACUGCAUGGCUACAUCGACAAAUCACAGCUGACUGAGGACCUCGGGGGUACGCUGGACUACUGCCACUCUCGCUGGCUGUGUCACCGCACGGCAAUCGAAAGCUUCGCCCUCAUGGUGAAGCAGACGGCCCAGAUGCUGCAGUCCUUUGGGACCGAGCUGGCAGAGACAGAGCUGCCCAAUGAUGUCCCAUCCACCAGCUCAGUGCUGAGCGUGCACACAGAGAAGAAGGACAAAGCCAAGGAGGACCUGCGGCUGGUACUCCAGGAGGGGCAGGGCAUCCUCGAGAGCCUCCAGGAGCCACCGUCAGAGGGCACGGCGCAGGGCGUGAACCAGGACCAGCUGGACAGCCAGGCCACCGUGCAGAGGCUCCUGGCGCAGCUGCAGGAGACCGAGGCUGCCUUCGACGAGUUCUGGGCAAAGCACCAGCAGAAGCUGCAGCAGUGCCUGUGUCUGCGCCACUUUGAGCAGGGCUUCCGUGAGGUCAAAGCCGCACUGGACACGGUGUCCCAGAAGAUAGCGACCUUCACGGACGUGGGGAACAGCCUGGCACAUGUGGAGCACCUGCUGAAGGACCUGGCCAGCUUUGAGGAGAAGUCCAGCAUGGCUGUGGAGAGGGCCCGCACCCUGGCGCUGGAGGGCGAGGGGCUCAUUGACAACAAGCACUAUGCCGUGGACUCCAUCCGCCCCAAGUGUGAGGAGCUGCGGCACCUCUGCGACCAGUUUUCCAAGGAGGUCGGCAGGAGGCGAGGGCUGCUCAGCAAAGCCCUGGAGCUGCACAGCCUGCUGGAGACGUCCAUGAAGUGGUGCGACGAGGGGAUCUACCUGCUGGCCUCACAGCCUGUGGACAAGUGCCAGUCCCAGGACGGCGCGGAGGCGGCUCUGCAGGAGAUCGAGAGGUUCCUGGAGACUGGUGUGGAGCACAAGAUCCGGGAACUCAGUAAAAUCUACAAGGACUAUGAAUCCAUCCUCAACCCAGACCUCAUGGAACACGUGCAGAGGGUCUUCCAGAAGCAGGAGAGCAUGCAGCAGAUGUUCCACCGCCGGCAGGCGAGCCUCAAGAAACUGGCAGCCAAGCAGACGCGGCCGGUGCAGCCCGUGGCCCCGAGGCCGGAAGCACUCACGAAGUCACCCUGCCUGUCCCCAGGCACCUGGCGUGGACCAGAGAACUCCGGCUCUGAGGGCAGUGCACUGCGGCGGGGCCCCUACCGCAGGGCCAAGAGUGAAGCAAGUGACAGCCGGCCAGGCAGGAGCAGCUCCACAGGGGACGAGGAGGAGAGCCUGGCCAUCCUGCGCAGGCACGUGAUGAACGAGCUUCUGGACACAGAACGGGCCUACGUGGAGGAGCUGCUCUGCGUCCUGGAGGGCUACGCCGCGGAGAUGGACAACCCCCUGAUGGCCCACCUCAUCUCCACGGGCCUGCACAGCAAGAAGGGCGUGCUGUUUGGGAACAUGGAGGAGAUCUACCACUUCCACAACAGGGUCUUCCUGCGGGAGCUGGAGAACUGCAUAGACUGCCCGGAGCUGGUGGGGCGCUGCUUCCUGGAGCGGAUGGAGGACUUUCAGAUCUACGAGAAGUACUGUCAGAACAAGCCGCGCUCCGAGAGCCUGUGGAGACAGUGCUCGGACUGCCCCUUCUUCCAGGAGUGCCAGCGGAAGCUGGACCACAAGCUGAGCCUGGACUCCUACCUGCUGAAGCCCGUGCAGAGGAUCACCAAGUACCAGCUGCUGCUCAAGGAAAUGCUGAAGUACAGCCGGAACUGCGAGGGGGCUGAGGACCUGCAGGAGGCGCUCAGCUCCAUCCUGGGCAUCCUCAAGGCCGUGAACGACUCCAUGCACCUCAUCGCCAUCACGGGCUAUGACGGCAACCUGGGAGACCUGGGUAAGCUGCUGAUGCAGGGUUCGUUCAGCGUGUGGACGGACCACAAGAAGGGCCACACCAAAGUGAAGGAGCUGGCACGCUUCAAGCCCAUGCAACGGCACCUCUUCCUGCACGAGAAGGCCGUGCUCUUCUGCAAGAAGAGGGAGGAGAACGGGGAGGGCUAUGAGAAGGCGCCGUCCUACAGCUACAAGCAGUCCCUGAACAUGACUGCCGUAGGCAUCACGGAGAAUGUGAAGGGCGAUGCCAAGAAGUUUGAGAUCUGGUACAACUCGAGGGAGGAGGUGUACAUCAUCCAGGCGCCAACUCCCGAAAUCAAAGCUGCAUGGGUGAGUGAGAUUCGGAAGGUGCUCACCAGCCAGCUGCAGGCCUGCCGUGAGGCCAGCCAGCACCGGGCCCUGGAGUACUCCCACAGCCUGCCUCUGCCCACACCGGCCAGCACCAGUCCCUCGAGAGGGAACACAAGGAACAUGAAAAAGCUGGAGGAGAGGAAGACGGACUCCCUGAACCUGGAAGGCUAUGUGAGCGCCUCCUUGUCCAAGCCCCCCGAGAAGGGCAAAGAUGACGCAGUCUCUAGCUCUGCCUCUGAGAGCUCUGCGCUGUCCAGAAAGCGCUUCACCCUGCAGGGCUUUGCCAGCCUCAAAGGGCAGAAAGCUUCUCCUACCAGUCCCGACAAAAAAGCUAAGCGGCACGAAGUAAAGAGCGACCCGACUCCUUUUGGUCUGCGAGGCUGGAGCAAAGCAUCCCACUCCCUGGAGGCCCCUGAGGACGAUGGCGGCUGGUCCAGCACAGAGGAGCCCAUCAACUCAUCCGACGCCGAGGAAGACGGUGGAGUGGGCCCCAAGAAGCUGGUCCCUGGUAAAUACACGGUCGUGGUGGACAAUGAGAUGGGGGAGCCCAACACCCUCACUGUGAGGAGCGGGGACGUGGUGGAGGUGGUAGAGGAGGGCGCUGAGGGGCUCUGGUAUGUGCGGGACCUGAGCAGCAGCAAGGAGGGCUGGGUGCCAGCCAGCAGCCUGUGCGUGCUCCUGGGCAAGUCCAGCUCGGCCCAGGGUCUGAGCAGCUCAGAGUCGAGCCCAGGAUCAGCUGUGCUGAGCAACUCCUCGAGCUGCAGUGAGGGCUGCCCCACGCCCUUCGACCUCCAGGCGUAGUGGCCGGGCCUGGCAGGACACCAGGGCCCGCGGGCCAGCAUGCGAUUUCUAGGUUUUCUUUUGCUUGGGCUUGCUUAGUUUGGGGAGAGGCGGUGCUACAGGAUCCAGCAAAGGAGGCCCCAUCUGCCGGUGGCCACAGCAGGAUGCACGGCCCUCAGCACCGGAUCCAGCCAGCCAGGGUGUCUGCAGAGAAUCCUCGUGCACAGUUGGGCCUCGCCGAGCAUCCACCCUGCACCCAGCCUGUCCGGGCUGAGCUUCCUGUGAGCUUCGUCCCACAGGAGCCGUCACUACCAACAGCCUGUGGAGGUGGCCUGGGACUCUCAUCUUUUAUAAAUUUUUGAUUUCUUUUAAGCAGGGAUUAAUCCCAUGGCCAUUUUUGGUGGUACUUUGGCCUCAGAUCUUUACCAAGAAUCACUGUGUUUACAUGAAAUGACAAUUUGAUACUGUAUUUGAUAUAAAGCUAUUUUUUGUUACUGGGGCUUACAUCGAAGCACGUUGUUUAUACCACUAAAUGGUUUGGAGGACUCUCUCUGCACUCCCUGAGGUGCUCCUGCUGCAGGUGACGGGACACGCGCCUGGUAGAGUCGGUGGCAGCUCUGUACCCAAAGGCAGCGAGAGACGAAGGAGGUCCUUCCACCUGCAUAUGUUUCAUUUUCACAGGAAAAUUUCAGCUGUAAUUCAAAAUAUUGACCUUCUUUUCUAUAAAAAAGGGGGAAUUAUCAAUUUUUUUAAAGAGCUUCACUGAAUCUGGAUAUUUUUAUUGUUUUUAAAGAAAAAUGUAAAGACGUGAUUUUUGCAGGGUCUCUGUGCCCGGACAGUCAGCUGCACUUGGGACUCCAGCACUCACUGCAUCCCUAGCUGUCCCUCCCCCCCCCCC